CCUCUGCACCUGCAAGCGAGGUUCGUAACGAGACGAUUGGCCGCUCUCAGUUGGAUCCUGAGUGCGCGAGGGGUGAGAAUGUCGACCGGUGGUAGACGCGCGUACACAUAGGGCGAGAAACUCUAUCGGGGAAAUUACCUUCACGCGGCGACGGCGGUGGUCGCUGUGCCCGCAUCACGCAUCUCGAAGAUCUCGCGCGCGCGCGCGCACGUGUCCGUUCGGUCGCGGAUGCAGCCAGCGUGAAAGCGUGGACGCGGAGGGGAAAAAACGCGCGUUCGAGAGAGAAAGCCCUUCGUGUCGGGGUAGCCGCGACGCGAGCUGCCACGAGGCUCACGUGCCUCAUCUCUCCCGAUCGCGGGGACUGGAUUUAAUCGGCUUCCCCGAAUUUCACGCUUCGUCAGGAUGAGACUCCCGCGGAUGCUGCUCGUCAUUGGUUACCUGCUGCGCUAUCACGUCGCCCGCUCGAUAGCCGCACCUGCAAGAGCGACAAGUCAGACUUUAUUAAAUAAAGUUGAUAAUACACUUUGGAACGAUGACGAUAACGAUGUCACGACAGAGGAGCCGCUUCUUAAAAAAUGCAUUGUAGACGGAAAUUUUUAUUCUCACAGUCAAACGAUACCAUCUUAUGACUCAAAUUCGCAUUGCCUAUGUGUCGCCGGUGAAGUUUACUGUUGGUGGCAAAAUUAUAAUCCGAGUACCGCCUCGUCGCUCAGCCCUUCUGUGCGAUCGACCGCGAUGGAAAGCAAUUACACUUCAUCCCUGGGAACGAGUACGGAUAUCGUGGAUGACUCCGAGGCUUCCGGGGAUUUUGACUCCUCGGUCAGCAGCCAACAAGGACACAUAGAAAUGAAUACCACUUUGUCGAACACAACGCCUUCUAUACCGACCACUUGCCUCGUGAUGGGAAGAGAGUAUCGACAGGGUGAGACACUACCACACUCAACGGGGAACUGCGUCGAAUGCAGCUGCGGCUCCGAAGGGCGCAUCGAAUGCUCGCCGAGAGACUGUGUGGCACUGCGACCCGAGAUAUUAGUCGCACCAGAUAUACCCGAGAUACUCGAUUUCGAAGUUUUCAACUUAGCGCGAGAUCGGGACAUCGAGGAGAAUUUCUAAAGCAUCCUCAAACUCGCCCAGUUCUGAUUGCCGCGAUAUCAUUACGACAUUGUAAAAAGCCAACUAAACGUUUAAUUAAAUGCGAUCUUGAAAAGACUGUUCCGUAAGAGGGUAGAUUUCUGUAAAAGAAGAUAGAUAUCUUGAGAAUAGGUUGAUUCUAAAGUUUGGCGAAAGUUGGAUUACCGGUUAACAAAAUGAAAUAUAAAAAA
Messenger RNA from Pogonomyrmex barbatus (red harvester ant), 1322 nucleotides. RefSeq lists its product as uncharacterized. The record is from RefSeq and is a predicted model, not a curated record. Lineage: Eukaryota; Metazoa; Arthropoda; Insecta; Hymenoptera; Formicidae.